This is a messenger RNA of Cornus florida, 1584 nucleotides long. Its product is annotated as probable protein arginine N-methyltransferase 1. Gene Ontology annotation, molecular function: protein-arginine N-methyltransferase activity. Lineage: Eukaryota; Viridiplantae; Streptophyta; Magnoliopsida; Cornales; Cornaceae. Gene Ontology annotation, biological process: peptidyl-arginine methylation. The coding region runs from base 107 to 1285 and encodes 392 amino acids. The transcript has 9 exons. Gene Ontology annotation, cellular component: nucleus. The record is from RefSeq and is a predicted model, not a curated record.
UGUAUAAAACACGCAGACAGAGAGAGGGUUGUGAUUCGUAACGAAAAACCCUAAUUAGAGCCACCCUACCCUAAAACCCUAAACUUUGUAUAUUGUAUAAGCAUAAAUGGAUCUGCAAGACAAAAGCAACUCUAUCAGUACCAGCGAUAACGACAUGAACGACAACAGCUUCCGCCACCGUCGACCCACGAAGACCAGGUUCGAUUACGAGGACGAAGACGAAACUCUCGACGAAACAGUAACGGAGAGCUCCAACCUCGACGACGAUAUCAUGUGCGAUCCUGACGACUCCAUCAUCGGCGCUGAGAGAACCAGCGCCGACUAUUACUUCGAUUCGUACUCUCACUUCGGUAUUCAUGAAGAAAUGUUGAAGGAUGUAGUGAGAACUAAGACUUACCAAAAUGUGAUCUAUAAGAAUUCCUUUCUAUUCAAGGACAAAAUAGUCCUUGAUGUGGGUGCUGGGACUGGAAUUUUGUCACUCUUUUGUGCGAAAGCUGGUGCAAAGCAUGUUUAUGCGGUUGAGUGCUCCCACAUGGCAGACAUGGCACAAGAAAUUGUUAAACUAAACGGGUUUUCAAAUGUUAUAACAGUUUUAAAGGGAAAAAUUGAAGAAAUUGAGCUUCCAGUUCCUCAAGUGGAUAUCAUUAUUUCAGAAUGGAUGGGAUAUUUUUUACUGUUUGAGAACAUGUUAAAUACGGUCCUAUAUGCUCGUGAUAAGUGGCUUGUUAACAAUGGAGUUGUACUCCCAGACAAAGCAUCUCUCUAUUUGACAGCUAUUGAGGAUGCUGAGUACAAAGAAGACAAGAUUGAAUUUUGGAACAAUGUAUAUGGCUUCGAUAUGAGCUGCAUCAGGAAACAAUCCAUGAUGGAACCUCUUGUUGACACUGUUGACCAGAAUCAGAUUGUUACAAAUUGCCAGUUACUCAAGACAAUGGACAUCUCAAAGAUGGCUCCUGGGGACGCUUCAUUCACGGCUCCUUUUAAGCUUGUGGCAGAACGUGAUGAUUACAUCCAUGCUCUUGUAGCAUAUUUUGACGUGUCAUUCACCAAGUGUCAUAAAUUGGCAGGCUUCUCUACAGGGCCGAGAUCACGGGCUACACACUGGAAGCAAACAGUUCUGUACCUGGAAGAUAUGCUCACCAUCUGCUCUGGGGAGGCUAUAAUUGGGAGCAUGACUGUGGCGCAGAACAAGAAGAAUCCUCGUGACGUUGACAUAAUGCUUAAAUACUCUUUGAAUGGUCGGCGAUGCCAGGUCUCAAGAACUCAAUGUUACAGGAUGCGAUAGUUUGGUUGUGCUAUUCGUCCAUCACUGGAACAUUUUGGCUAUAACACAGUGUUUGAAUUUGCCCUAUGGCAUCGGAAAUUUGUUGCCCAGCCACAAACGGAAAAAGGUGCUGGCAUUUGACAAGUGCAGCAUUUCUAUUCUAUUCUAUUGGUUUUAUUUGUUAAAUGUAGCUGGAAGUUUUUCAAUGUAACGUUAUUGUAAUUUUAAUUUAUUUUUCUUUAAAUAUACUGAGUUAUGUCAAUGUAAUGCGUUAACUGUUUCAUAAUUCAAUUCAUCAGUUGCCUUUGGUGUGUUGAUUA